Messenger RNA from Rana temporaria (common frog), 682 nucleotides. RefSeq lists its product as uncharacterized. The coding region runs from base 1 to 636 and encodes 211 amino acids. NCBI's taxonomy places the organism in Eukaryota, Metazoa, Chordata, Amphibia, Anura, Ranidae. The transcript is spliced from 3 exons. The record is from RefSeq and is a predicted model, not a curated record.
AUGCCGACAAGUAGGGAAUUCCUGGUGCACGGGAAGCGAGCUGAGGUAUUCCUGGAAGGUGCAGGCUGCUCGACAGGGGCGUCUGGGAGUGGGCAGAGGAGACUUCUUAGGAAGUCACUGAGUGACAACAGGAGACUGCCCGCCCUGGGGUACCUGCAGCCCUCAGGAGAAGAAGAGACAGAGAGGGAGGAGGAAGAGACCGCAUGGGGCACCUGCAGCACUGAACACAGCCAGCUGGGAGAAACACAAGCCACAGACUGCCAUCCCAUCAUAGAGAAGAAUACAGGCAGUCCAUCCACAGACUGCCAUCCAAUCACAGACAAGGAUAGAGACAGCAGUAGACAGCCCACCACAUCAACAAGAGACUGCCAUCCAAUCACAGAGAAGGAUAGAGACAGCAGUAGACAGCCCACCACAUCAACAAGAGACUGCCAUCCAAUCACAGAGAAGGAUAGAGACAGCAGUAGACAGCCCACCACAUCAACUAGAGACUGCCAUCGAAUCACAGAGGAUAGAGACAGAAGUAGACUGCCCACCACAUCAACAAGAGACUGCCAUCCAAUCACAGAGAAGGAUAGUGACAGUCCAUCCAGAGACAUCAACCAAAGACUGCCAUCCAAUCACAGAGAAGUAUAGAGACAGCCCAUCCAGAGACAAUUAAGAAAGAGAGGCACAAACCAGA